CCUAUUCCUCUCCCACUCGCUCCAAAUCUCACUUUCACUCACUAUAUAUACCUUCUUCUCUUUUCCAUACUCUCCUCACACUGCAAACAUCAACGCUUGCAUACUUACCAAUGGCUUCUACCAAUUCUCCUACCCUACCACUUCUUCCUAUCCUUCUAAGUGCUUACUUUCUUCUCAGUGCUGCUGCUAACUUCGACCGAGACUUUCAGAUUACGUGGGGAAAUGGUCGUGCCAAAAUUCUCAACAACGCCAAUCUUCUCACUCUGUCUCUUGACAGAGCCUCUGGCUCUGGCUUCCACUCCAAGAACGAAUACUUGUUUGGAAAGAUCGACAUGCAGCUCAAGCUCGUUCCUGGAAACUCUGCUGGCACUGUCACUGCUUAUUAUUUGCGUUCAGAAGGGUCGUCUUGGGAUGAGAUAGACUUUGAGUUCCUGGGAAAUCUGAGCGGUGACCCUUACAUUGUUCAUACUAAUGUGUUCACACAAGGCAAGGGUAACAGAGAGCAGCAAUUCUAUCUCUGGUUUGACCCAACUGCAGAUUUUCACACAUAUUCGAUCCUCUGGAAUCCCCAACGCAUUGUAUUUUCUGUGGAUGGAACCCCCAUCAGAGAGUACAAGAAUUUGGAAUCAAUUGGGAUUCCUUUUCCGAAGAGGCAACCCAUGAGGAUAUACUCGAGCCUUUGGAACGCUGACGAUUGGGCCACAAGGGGUGGACUAAUCAAAACUGAUUGGUCGAAAGCUCCUUUCACUGCUUCCUACAGGAACUUCAAUGCCAAUGCUUGUGUUUGGAAUGCAGGAAAAUCCUCAUGUAAAUCAAAUUCUCCUUCCUCUGCUGCUCCUGCCACUAAUGCAUGGCUAUCACAAGAGCUGGAUUCAACUGCCCAGAAGAGGAUGAACUGGGUGCAGAGGAAUUACAUGAUUUACAAUUACUGCAUCGAUAGGAAGAGAUUUCCUCAAGGCCUUCCACUUGAAUGCACACACUCCUAGAACAGGACUUCGAUCUUCCAAUACCCACACCAAGUGCUAAAAAAAAAAAACACCAUUCUUUUAUUUAUUUUUUCUUCAUAUCUCUAUUUUUCUUCGCCGUUUGUGCUCUUUCAUGAUGUAAAAAUGAAACUCAAUAGGUUGGUUGCUUGUACUGUAAAAAGGAGUUAGAUAAUAAUAAAUUUGGAGUUUAAAUUAAA
Molecule: messenger RNA, 1183 nt
Organism: Vigna radiata var. radiata (mung bean)
Lineage: Eukaryota; Viridiplantae; Streptophyta; Magnoliopsida; Fabales; Fabaceae
Product: xyloglucan endotransglucosylase/hydrolase protein 22
Exons: 3
Coding region: 111-986 (291 amino acids)
Biological process (GO): cell wall biogenesis; xyloglucan metabolic process
Cellular component (GO): cell wall; apoplast
Molecular function (GO): xyloglucan:xyloglucosyl transferase activity; hydrolase activity, hydrolyzing O-glycosyl compounds
Source: RefSeq, a predicted model, not a curated record